Aspergillus nidulans FGSC A4 is the source of this 1035-nucleotide messenger RNA. Its product is annotated as Gfo/Idh/MocA family protein. The transcript is spliced from 5 exons. Bases 1 to 1035 code for a protein of 344 amino acids. Gene Ontology annotation, molecular function: nucleotide binding. The record is from RefSeq and is a predicted model, not a curated record. Lineage: Eukaryota; Fungi; Ascomycota; Eurotiomycetes; Eurotiales; Aspergillaceae.
AUGACUAUUGGCGUCGCUAUCAUUGGCAGCGGCAUCUUUGCCCGUGAGCAACAUCUCCCAGCAAUUAAAGAAGCGCCGAUGUUCUCGCUGAAAGCCAUAUACUCGCGCUCGCUCAAAUCCGCGCAGGGUCUGGCAGAAGGCCUUGAGGGUGUUGAUCUGUAUUCGGAUGACUCAGGCGCAGGGAAGAGUUACCAAGAUCUCCUUGCAAGACAAGAUAUCGGAGCUGUUAUUUUGGCCCUCCCCAUCGUCGCGCAACCGGCAUAUAUCAAGGAAGCCCUGGCUGCUAAGAAGCACGUUUUGUCCGAAAAACCGAUCGCCAAGGACCUUGCUACCGCGCAGGACCUGAUGGCAUGGUACAAUGACAACGCCAACGUUGACAAGUCCAAGACGUUUUGGGGUGUCGCGGAAAACUUCCGCUUCAUUCGGAAGUGGCUGAAGACAGCAGAGGAGGUGCAGAAAUUGGGGGGCGUGAAGACUUUCCGAGUCGUUGUGCGAAAUAAGGUUGGGACGGAGGGGAAGUAUUUUAGUAUAGACACACCCUGGCGUAAAAUCCCAGAAUAUCAAGGUGGAUUUCUCCUCGAUGGCGGCAUCCAUACUGUGGCUGGUGUUCGGCUCAUCCUUGGUCGCGGAAAGAACAGUCUUAAAAGUCUGACCGCGCAGACAAGCCAACUACAGGAACACCUGCCGCCUAUAGAUACGGUCGACGCGCUGCUGACGACGGCAUCCGGCGCCGCGGGUGUAUUCAGCCUUUCAUUUGGAUCUGAAUUCAAGAGCUUUGUGCUGGAGUUUACGUGUGAGAAGGGUGUGGUGUCGCUGGUUGAUGAUCAAUUGACCGUUAACGGUGUUGCAACCGAAAUCCCUUUUGAAGGGGUCGGUGUCAAAGAGGAAGUCAAAGCAUUUGGAGAGUCGAUCGUUAAUGGAGAGUUGAACAAGAAAUUAGUGCCGGACGAGGCGUUGGCGGAUCUGGAGGUUCUGGAGAUGAUGUUUAGAAGUGGCGAGGAUGGUGGACGGAAGACUUUGAAGUUGCAAGACUGA